AUGAAUCAUAACGAUAAAGCUGCUCCUGAAUAUUCAAUUAAAGGAGAUGAUCAGGAUAUCCUCCAAGACAGCUCUUUCAACUUCAUGCCAUGGCUUAAUCUUGAUAUUGAUCCUUCAUUCGCGGAUAUCUUGACAUACUCCUCAAAUCACGCCUCUCUGAUUUCCUCGGAACUAUCUUCUCUCGAAAACUCAGAGAGCUCGUCACCUUUUCAACGUGAAAGAGAUUUUUUUGUCCGGCCGCCUCAUGUGCAUCAUACACUACCGAACUUCUCUCUUUCGGCCCAACAUUUGGUUGGCAAAACUCUUCGCAGCCCAAUUCAUUUGUUGAACUCGAAAAUGGAUGCAACACUUAUUGAAGAACAUCUCUCUACAAUUUAUGAAACCAUCGUGACAGGGUCGGCGUCCCGAUUUAUUGACUCAGAACAAAUUUUGAAUAUCAGCGGACCUCGUCAUCGGAUUGAAAGCGCCAGUUCACAGAGGAAGCGGCGAUCAUCUCCUGCUAAACAGCAAUCCAGGGCUUCAAGUACAUUGUUACAAGAAAGUCCCAACACCCCAGGGCUCAGUUUCUCGCCUCCUCGGUCAGAAACCAACGCAAUUCAAGAAACAAGUGUCGCCCAACUGGACGACAGAUCUAAGAUCACUUUACUUGGAUGCAUUCGCUUUUUAGAUCAUUUUGGUGAUCUUUAUGGCAACCGGUUGAAUCAUGAAGCCAAGAAAAAAUCUGAUGCCAUCUUGAAAGCCGUUCUCAGAGUAUUUUCGUUGCAAUGGCUGCCUAUUUCAGAUAACGGCCCUGACUCCUCAAGUCACCUUCAUAGCGACUACAAUGAUAUACCCUCUCCACCAUUACCCUUAUUGGAAUUCUAUACAGAUGCAUGGCACAAGGCCCGAGAACUUAUUAAAAGUGGGCAUUCCGUUCGGUCAUUUCGAGUCGUCUUUGCCACUUUGAUGUUCAGUGGCAUUGCCAUACCGACUUCCGCCUACAAUAUCCCAGACUUGUCGAUCACAAUGCAUGAGUUACUUGAAACGGGGUUACAGAAGCUCUUUGAAUUGAAUGGGCUUGUGAGACAAUACUGUGAUACUUUAGGGCCAUUUUCGCAAUAUGCUACUCUUGCAGAGGCUAGCUUGAAUCUUGUUCGCUGGUGUGGGUAUAUUCGCGACAUAGGGGCGGCUUUGAUGACUGAUUAUCACUGUAAACUACUCGAGACUUUCAUUCAGACUGAUGAAUUUGCAAUUGGGGAGCUUAUUCCACCAGAACUACUCCAUGACCCCGAAGAGCUUGAUAAAGUUGUGCCAAGUAUUUGUCGAAGAGCAGCUGAAGAUGCCUUCUUGAUCUGGAGAAAGAUAGCAAACGUCAAAAGGUCCAUUCCAGAACCAAUUAAUAUUGGAUACCCCUUAUCAUCAAAUCUAGUCGAGACGGUACGUUCUGCAACAAUAGCUGUCGAACAACUGGAUAUAUCACUACGACCCGUCAUAGAUUACUGUAAUGGUUCCUUCAGUGAUCUCUCUAUGCCCUCCAGAAUAUCUUCGGCGUGUCUCGCACUGCCUUGGAACUUUGGAAUACUGGUUCUCGCCGAUAUCUUGAAACCAUUCACCGAACUACUUGAACCACAUUGUAACUCGUCGUUCAUUUCAAGACUUCAUCAUUUCCAGCAUACAGCAGCGCUGUCAAUUUCAAGAACAGUUCAAUGCAUGCUCGCAGUACCUACCGAGGAGACAUUCAACGUACGAAAUGGCCUGAGCGCGGAGGUUCCCAUAAUAGCCUACCACGUCACCCCUGGUAUAAUGGCUGCGAGUUUAGAAAAGGCCAUGGAAACCACAAUUGAGCUAUCACUGAAAACCAAUACUGAUAACAGUGGGCCGAGGUCCCUGUUUAACGAAGACUGGCACAGCCAGAUUGAUUAUCUCAUGAAAGGGCUUCUCUCGCUUGGUGUGACGAUUGGAGGAUCCCAGAUAACCGCAGUCAUCAUUCAGAGAUUGAUGCAGAAGUAUGGGGACGUCAUUGCUGAGUGUUGGUCUAGUGACUUUGAUACCUAA
Molecule: messenger RNA, 2034 nt
Organism: Penicillium macrosclerotiorum
Lineage: Eukaryota; Fungi; Ascomycota; Eurotiomycetes; Eurotiales; Aspergillaceae
Exons: 3
Coding region: 1-2034 (677 amino acids)
Source: RefSeq, a predicted model, not a curated record